AUGUCUUCCACACCAAAGGGUAAGUCUAAUAAUAACAAUUUCCAAAAGAUUAAACGUCCAGAUGUUUCUGUCAGAGACAGGAAAUUGGACACCUUGAAUGUCCAAUUAAAGAAAGUGGAUCAAGAAAUCACUUUAUUAAGAAAGCAAAUUGAUCAAUAUCAAAUCAAUGACAAGACUGCUAAUGAAAGAAAGAGUUUAUUGGAUGAAAACAAAGAAAUCAUUAAAACUCAAGCUAAUCUAAAAACUCGUAGAAACAAUAUCCACGACACCAUUAAACAGUUAGAUGCCCAAAUUAAGAGAAAGACUAACGAAAUUAACGAUAGAUUGGGUAAGAAAAACCAAUACAACUCUACUGCUGCAGCUAAGCAAAGAAUUGCUGAAAUCGAAGACAUUAUUGGUUCCGGUGAUCUUUCCAUUGUAGAAGAAAAAAUGAUGGUUAAAGAAAUGCAAUCUUUGAAUAAAUUAAUGAAAGAUCUAACUUUGGUUGAACCAAUCAAGAAAUCUAUUGAUACCGACAAGGCUAAGAUUGCUGAGUUGAAAGAGCAAUUAUCCACAUUAAAUUCAAGAGAAAUGUCCAAUAAGUUUGAACAAAAUCAAAAGAAAUUAGAUGAGUUGCAAGCAUCAUCUCAAGCUGUUUACGAUAAGAGACAAGCUCUUUACAACAAACGUACAGCCUUAUACAAGAGACGUGAUGAAAUUUACGCCCAAAUUAGACAAAUUAGAACUGAUUUUGAUAAUGAAUUUAAGGCUUUCAAGAGCAAAUUAGAAAAGGAACGUUUAAAGCGUGAACAAGAUCAGUUGCUAUCUAAAGUCUUGGAAGAAAAGGAAGGUGCUUUAAGUAAGUUGCAGGAGAAAUUAACCCAUGCUAAAACACCAGCUUUUACUUAUGAAAUUGAAGCAAUUGAAAAUUGUUUGGUGUUAUUAGAUCCAACUUUUGAAAAACCAAAGAAGAAUGUUUUAAGUGAAGUUACUGAUAGAUCCUUAGAUACAAAAACAAAUAUCAGAAAAGUUGAAGCUAGUGACCUUGUCAUGGUUGAGAAGAAGGAUGAUGGUUACACCAAUACAGCUCCAUCCAAGUCUAAGAAAUAUAAGAAGAAGAGCAAAUCUAAGUCUGCUGCUAAUCAAGGUGAAUCCAAUAUUUUUAGCAAGAUUGAUGGUAAGUUCUCCUUAGAGCCAACAUUAAUUGCCACCUUGGCUGAAUUAGAUGUUAUUGUCCCAAUAUCAAAUGAUGAUGUUGCAAAGACUAUAGAAGAAUUAAAGACAAAAUUGGAAGAUUAUAAAUCUAGACAAGAAGAACAAACCACUAAGAACAUUGCUGAUGCUGAAGAGGAAAUUAAGGAAUGUAAGGCUAAAUAUGAUGCUAAAGAAGAAAAGAUUAAGAAAGAUUUAGAAGAAAAGAGAUUAAAAGAACAACAAGAAUUAGAGAAAGAUUCUAAUUAA
This is a messenger RNA of Arxiozyma heterogenica, 1440 nucleotides long. It is a transcript of the gene BFR1, whose product is annotated as Bfr1p. Gene Ontology annotation, biological process: intracellular mRNA localization. Gene Ontology annotation, molecular function: mRNA binding. Lineage: Eukaryota; Fungi; Ascomycota; Saccharomycetes; Saccharomycetales; Saccharomycetaceae. Bases 1 to 1440 code for a protein of 479 amino acids. The transcript has a single exon. Gene Ontology annotation, cellular component: endoplasmic reticulum; nuclear outer membrane-endoplasmic reticulum membrane network; ribonucleoprotein complex. The record is from RefSeq and is a predicted model, not a curated record.